Messenger RNA from Bursaphelenchus okinawaensis, 4778 nucleotides. The record is from the annotation of a GenBank genome assembly. NCBI's taxonomy places the organism in Eukaryota, Metazoa, Nematoda, Chromadorea, Rhabditida, Aphelenchoididae.
AUGACCUACGUCGGAGAGGACUGGAAAACGUGCAGGAGGUUACUCAGUAAGUUUUACGCUUUUUAAAGAACAGGUUUAGGGGUAAGAUAACUUUUAAGAACGUUUUUCAAAAGCUUUUUAUCAAUGUUAACUGUUAAAGUUUCAGUUGAAGAAGUUUAUGGAAAAAAUGUAAAUAACAAACAGUUCUCAAUAGGGAUGAAUAAAGUGCAUUCUAAGGUAUGUUUUUAAACUGGUUUGUUAAUUUUUUGAGUUUAGGAAGUUUACCAAGUCAAGGAAUUUAACAAAGAGGAACUGGAACAACGAACGUGCUUCGACUUUGUUCAAGCAGUUCAGGUAAUAUAUUGGCCUAAUACUAAUUUUUAGGCAUGUAUAUAGUUUUUGGUGUUUUGAAAGAGUAAAGAAGUUUAGUUUUGUAUUAAUUAAUUUAACUUAUAUAGUUAUUUUAGGGUCAAUCAACUGUAACUUUUAAAUGUCAACAUGGUCAAGAUGAAGAAACGGGAGAGGCUACGUAUCAGUGGGAAUUGAAGCAUAGUUACAAGAAUUCAAUAAAAGAACAUCUACUUGUUGCUUUGAAUGUUGUUAACAUGUUCACUGAGCUUCAUAAAUGUGUUUAUGGUAAGGCCUUUGCUUUUUUCUUGAAUUUUAGGUUAUAUGUUGAGCUAGAACGAAAAGAUAUGAAAAUAGGUCAUUGGAUCGAACUAAGUUUGGUCUUGUUCGAUCGGUGUUGUUCAAUUUUUUGUGUGGGUUUGCAAAUUGGGACAGUUUUGGUAUCAAACAAUGGCAAAACGUAUUUUAGGCGAAUGAAUAGCAUAAAUUUUGAUUUUUUCGUAUAAAGCAAUUAAAAUUAACUAUAAUUGUAAAAUACGAAUAGUUUUUCUUCCUUAAAUUAAAAAUUGUUUUAGACUUACAAAAGAACACAGAUUUGGCUGGAAAGUUUGUGUUAUCAUUUGUUGAACACGUUGAUUGCUUCUUGAGGUCAGGAAUCCGAAGGCAUUUGGCUUUAUUUACAAAUAACGGGCAACAUUAUAGUAUAAAUGUGCUAAUUAGAAUGUGUCAGGAAUUUGAAGUGCCAUUGAAGAUGUUGUUGAGCUUGAUACAAGAGGUUAUUGAUGUAAGUUGUGUUUGUUACUUAAAAGCGUUGAAACUGUUUUUAGCUUUUACUGACGUUAUUUUAAACUUUCUUAUGGUUUUUACUUGAUAAAAAUAUGUUAUACUAAUCCAUAUAUCUUCAGGGCAAUUAUAUUGGAGGCCAAUUCUACGAUUUAUUACUAUCGAAACAUGAAACUCUAAUUGGAUCAGCCAAUUUCUAUGAUGAAAUUGUACAAAAUUCGUUUAACGAUUGUGAGAAUCUGAUGAAUGAUUUCCUAUACGACUGGAUUCAUGACAGCAAGGUAGAUUCGGAUGCUUUCUACGAGUUUUUUAUCUGGGACAUGUGUAGAAGGAGUUUAAAGAAGGAGAAUAUUGUGUUAGACGCUGAGAAUCCGUGAGUAUUUUUAGAUUUUGAUUGAACUUAUUCUAAAUUUUGAAUUUUUAGGUAUCAAAAUCUAUUUUUAAAAACUGUGUCUUAAGUUUGUUUUGUUGUUUGUAAAAAUAUAAUAGCAUUCACAUUCAAGUGAACUUUAUUAUUGUUUUAGGCCCUACCUAUCAUCAGUGAACAUCCAAGAACUCGGCCACAAUUCCACGUCGUCUGAAGUAUUCUCUAGACGAUUCGCAGUAGUAGAAAGCUUAUGUCCAGAGAAAUACAAGUCUAUGUUGAAGAAGAUCAUAGCUAUUGGAAAGUACAAGUACUACAAGGAGUUGUAUUAUAAUGGUAGGGUGUUAUAUUAAUAAAUUUGGAAAUGAAAAACAUAUAUAUUUAGGUAUAAAAAUGUAAUUUUUGUGUUAUUUUAGUGAGUGACAAGGAAGUUCGAAAAGAAAAUACAAAUAUAGUGGAACUGGUCGAAGAUACAUACGUUAACGAAGGUUUGUCAUUGCUAAAAUUGGCCAAUCAACGAUUUAAAUUAUGGGAUUUGGUGGAGUAAGUUGGCAAUUACUUUUUCAGUAAUAAUGAAGCUUGCUCAUGAGUCUAGGCUCCUAAAGAAGGAUAAGGUUUGGGUAAGGUAAAGAAAAGGUCGCUUAAAGCUUGGACAGGAUAGAAUAAGGCUAAGAAGAGCUGGGUUAAGGCUGGUAUAAGCCUUGGAUAAGGCUUGCAUAAGGCUAGUAUAAGCAACGGUAAUUCAUGGAUAAGCUAGAGAAAGGCCUGGAUAAGCCUUGCAUAAGGCUAGGAUGAGCUACUUUAAGGCUUGGGUAAGCUAAUUGUAAGGUAAGGUAAGGAAAAGCAAGGGAAAACCUGACAGGAUAUGGGAAAGAGUAAGUUGGACUGUUUGCGCUCAGCGGUGACUAAAUAAGACGAAUUUUUCUUAUUUUAAAAAGAUUUGAAAAGCGUAUUUUACAUUCUUAAGCAUACUACUAGUUUACUUUCAGAGUCCUACCAUCGUAUUUCUGGGGCGUAAACAACAACUGGAUAGACGAGUUCAUAAAACUCACGGAAAACGAGGAAACCCUCCAAUGUAUGACAAUACCAACAGGAAAACUUGGCCAGAGUGACCUGAAAGCCAUAUUCAAAGAAGCCAUAUUCAGUUCGGGGCACAACAAUGACUUCCUCAAAAACUUCUCACUAAUUAUCCCAGUACAUUCUGUUCAUGACUUUUGGCAUCCCCCUUCGAAUGAUGUACAACAACAAAGAAUUGUGGAGAUGGAGCUGGAUUACCAUACCCAUAAAGACUUUGGCAUGGUUUUCCCAGCACCAGUCAUUGAGAUAUACAGAGGACUGUUCAGGUUAUCACAUGCUAUUAAACGAUGCAUUUUUGUGUUAGUGAGGUGAGGUUUUUGAGCGACUUUUGGUGGUGAAGGGGGGGGUACUGUUUUUUGAAAAAAUAUUUUUUACAGGAGGAGAAGGGGGGGGGGCGGUUUUUUUUGAAAAAGUGUUGGGAGGGGUUAAAAAUUGUCGUUUCUUGUCUUCAAUUGCCAGGCUUUGAUGUAUGGGUAACAAAGAGUCAAUACUAACUACUGUAGUUUUAAAAAUGUUUUGACUUAAGUAAUGAUACGAUUUACUGAGUAUAUUACUUUAAAAAAUCAAAGUCGCUUGCUUUGAAAGGCUCCUUUAUAUUUGAACAACGUAAUAAUACCUAAAAAGUUAGUAAAAUUAUAGAUUUAGUAAAAACCUAUAAAAAUCUUUUUUUUCAGGAAAAAGUUGUCCUACCACUGGAACAGUCGCCCAGCCCCGUUACUAAAGUCAAACAAGAGCAGAUUCCCGAUUUGUGAAGACAGAACAGCAUCAGCCUUCAAAGAACGAAUUAAUGCGAAUCAAGAUCAAUUGACCUUACUAGUGUUUGUCAUCAAGUUUCUGGAGAACUUUUAUGACUACGUAUUUGAACAUGUUGUCAAAAGAGAGACUGAUGAACUGGUCAGGAGGAUACGAAAGGUAAGGGGGUUUUAUGGUCUUGUCUUCCAUUCCAUCUUAGGGCGGGGCCUAUUUGGCUCUGUUUCAGGUCUAGUUUGGCCUCAGAUUGAUUCCUGAAAAACAUCUUUUUUAAAUUUUUUUUGUUAUUUUUGAUUAGAAUCAUCUGUUUGGCGCUAUAUACAAGCCUGAUAUCAUUCAUAGUGUACUAAUUUAAACUACGAAUUAUUAACAAUACCUGUAAUAUUAACCUUAAUCUUUUAUACCUUCAGAUCAAGCACAUUCACGACUUUGCCAAAUGCCAACAGAAAUACGUGGACCGAAUGAGGUUAGACUCAUGUACGAACGAUGGCAAUCGAACUGUAAUCCAGAAGAUUUGGUAUUUCAUUGGCCAUGCCAAUGCCUUCGCUCGCAAUGAAGUUGAAUUUGAAAAAGCGGUAGAAUCAAUGCUCAAAACUUUGAAAAGUUUAAAGAAAUGGAUUAUAAAACGAGAGGAGAAGGACGAAAAGCUGAGGGACUUGGGGAAUUGGUACGGUUAUGAAUUUUUAAUACUUGACUUUAGGUUUUGUUGGCUAAAAAUCAAAUUUUGUUGAUUAUAUUAUAGUACAUUUUUGAAUUGUUUUUCAAACAUUAGUUAGUACUUUAGAUUUGGCUAGAGCUGAAUCUAGGUCCAAGGCUAGAGUUAAAUCUAAAUCUAGUACCAAGGCUGCGGACGAGUCUAGGUCUAGAGCUGAAUCUAGGGCAAAGGCAAGAGCUAGGGCUAGAGUUGAACCUAGGACUGGAGCUAUUUUUAGAUCUGAAUUUAAAAUCCAGGGCUAGAGCUGAAUCUAAAGCUAGGACUAGGAAUAAGUCUAGAGCUAGAACCUAAAGCCAGAGCUAGAGCUGAAUCUAGCGCUGGAGCUUAACUUGAGGCUAGAGCUAAACCCAGGGUCAGGGCUAGGGCUAAAAAUUGUAUACCUUAUGAUCUAAAGGAAGUUUUUGUCGUUUUUAACGUUCAAAGCUUUUCUGACUUAACGACAAGGCUAUUUGUGACUUUUAUAUUAUCAUAUUUUGAAUUUCAUAGUAUGAAAUCUUUAAUAUUGGCAUAAGAAAAGGCUUUAAAGUAACCAAAAACCUUUCUAAAAUCCAGAAAAAUUUAAAAAUAACGUAAAACUCAAUUUAUUUUAGGUUGUUUGGAGAAAACCGACACAUACACACCGGCCAAGACCCUCUAAACGACCUGAUCAACAAUUUGAGCACCGAAAACAUCAGCUCAUUAUCAACCACAUAUCAAUCGGACAAACACAAGGUCGAGUUGAAGAUGCGUCAAGUCCUAAUCGACGUUAAACAGGACGUGUGA